AUGUUCUCUCCGCAAAUUGAAUGGAAUUGCUCUGAAUGUCAGUCUGUAGUAGCUGAUCGCCGAAAAUAUUGUACUGAUUGUUAUUCAAUGUUGACUUGGACAUGCAUCGGUUCUGGAAAAUCAGAACAACGUCCAUGGUCAGAAUGGAGACUUACUGAUGAAUCAUGUAUACAACAUACAGCCCACGACACUGAACAAAUACGACAAUUAUAUUCUAUGUGCGAAGAAUCACUUAUACGUUACCGCUCUCAUAGAAAAGAACAACGUACAGACGGUACCGUCACAUCAUGUCUUUCUCCUAUUAAUUUACUUGUGGUUACGUUAUGGUAUUUGAAACACUAUCAUGUUGAACGUUGCAUUUCAACAGAAUUAAAUUCGAGUCCAUCGACAGUAAAUGCCUUUCUAAGAGAGGUUAUUGAUAUUUUACACUCCUGUGUAUAUCCGGAAUUCAUUUCAUUACCUGUCAAUUUUGCUAGUAAACGAACACCGCAUGGACCUCAACGACAUCAUAAAUUAAUAGUUGAUUCGACUUGCAUUGCAAUUCCUGAACCUUAUGAUUCAGAUCAACGUAAAGCGUAUUAUCAUUCAAAAUAUCCAACAAAUUAUGAAAUAAAAAUACAAAUAGCUUGCGAUUUUAAUCAUCGAAUAGUACACGCAUCCGAAUGUUAUCAUGGAAGUGUACAUGAUAUUACAGUUCUGAGCGAUUCAGGUCUAUUAGAACAUGUAAAUAGUUCUGUACAAAUUAUUGCUGAUAAAGAAUACAUUGGUGAAGAUUAUGUAGUCACUCUAAGAAAAAAAUCGCAUGAACGUGAAUUAACAGAUGAAGAUAAAAAUUUCAAUCGUGAUAUCAAUAGUGCAAGAACAACUAUAGAAAACAUUAAUCAACGUCUCAAAACUUAUGCUAUUCUUGGUCGUGUUUACCGAGGAGCAAUUAAUGAUUUUGAAAAAAUAACUAAGAUCAUACAAGUCAUUUCUGCUCUUUGUAAUAUGAAUUUAAAGAAGCAUCCAAUUCGCAAAUAA
Molecule: messenger RNA, 1020 nt
Organism: Adineta ricciae
Lineage: Eukaryota; Metazoa; Rotifera; Eurotatoria; Adinetida; Adinetidae
Source: the annotation of a GenBank genome assembly